Molecule: messenger RNA, 1278 nt
Organism: Zingiber officinale
Lineage: Eukaryota; Viridiplantae; Streptophyta; Magnoliopsida; Zingiberales; Zingiberaceae
Product: calcium-dependent protein kinase 5-like
Exons: 7
Coding region: 1-1221 (406 amino acids)
Biological process (GO): peptidyl-serine phosphorylation; protein autophosphorylation; intracellular signal transduction
Cellular component (GO): cytoplasm; nucleus
Molecular function (GO): calcium/calmodulin-dependent protein kinase activity; calmodulin binding; calcium ion binding
Source: RefSeq, a predicted model, not a curated record
AUGCCAGAGUGCAGAAACUAUUGCAGCAAAAACAAGUCAAUACUGUCCAACGUCCUCGGGUAUUUCUUCGCACACCUUUUGAGUAAGGAGGAUGAAGGGAGGAUCCACGAGAAUCCUCUAGAGAAGUGCCUAUGUAGGACAAACGUAAAGGGAAGAUAUAUCGUAGCCAGCGAUAGUUCUCCUGAGAGGAUUGUCACUUCCUUUUCUCAACGAGUGCUGGAUGAUCCUCUGUCGAAGCAUUAUCAAAGCUUAAAUAUUGGAGAAUAUUCUGGGAUAGCUGGUUCAGAAGAUCAUCUUCUUAAAUUUGAGAAUGCUACUCUCUUACAACAAUUUACUGAUGGUGUCAAAUGUCGGAUGUUCCUCACUAUCUUUGGAGGAGCAACUCAAAGGUGGUUUAAGCGGCUGCCUUAUAAUUCUAUUCACUGCUUUAAGGAUUUUCGUAAGGGGCCGAAGGAAUCUAUUCGAGCCUAUAUUAAGAGGUUUAAUCAGGUGGCCAUAGAUGUACCUAUAGCUACCACUGAGAUCUUGCAAGGAAUUUUUGAUGCAAUUUUGAAGGGAGUCAUUGAUUUUGAAUCAGAUCCAUGGCCGUUGAUCUCAGACAGUGCCAAAGAUCUCAUAAGGAACAAGAUAUGUUCUAAACCUUCAGAACUCUUGACAGCCCAUCAAGUACUAUGUCAUCCUUGGAUAUGUGAUCAUGGAGUUGCUCUUGAUCGAGCACUUGAUCUGGCAGUUCUUUCUCACCUCAAACAAUUCUCUACAAUGAAUAAGUUAAAGAAGAUGGCUUUGCGAGUUAUAGCGGAAAGCCUUUCGGAGGAAGAGAUUGCCGGAUUAAGAGAAAUGUUCAAGGCAAUGGACACAGACAACAGUGGGUCAAUUACCUUUGAUGAGCUUAAAGCAGGUUUCAGAAGAUAUGGCUCGACUUUAAAGGAUACAGAGAUUCGUGAUCUUAUGGAAGCAGCAGAUGUGGACAACAGCGGAACCAUCGACUAUGGUGAAUUCAUUGCUGCGACAAUACAUCUUAACAAGCUAGAGCGCGAGGAACACUUGGCGGCGGCUUUUUCAUACUUCGACAAGGAUGGAAGUGGUUAUAUCACAGUUGACGAGCUUCAGCAAGCUUGCAAAGAGCAUAAUAUGACUGAUGCUUUUCUCGAAGACAUCAUUAAAGAAGUGGAUCAGGAUAAUGUGAGUACUAUAUUACAUGAUCUACAUGCAAUUCUAUAGAAAUCUCAUUCCUUAUAAAUUAACAGAAACCAAAAUUAAGUAUUCUUUUGUUCAUCA